AUUGUGCUAUGAUUCGAAUAAACACAAUCAGAGCUGUUUGGUAUCAUCAGUACAAAUAAUCCGGUAAAACCAUGUUCAAACGAAUAGUGGUAGGAGUCUCCGGUGGUGUAGACAGUGCCGUUACGGCUUACAUGCUGAAGCAAAGAGGUUUCGACGUUCGGGGAGCAUUUAUGAAAAACUGGGACCUGAUAGACGAGUCCGGUUACUGUUCCGGCGAGCAGGACUGGCUAGACGCCCAGAAACUCUGUCGCCAACUGCAGAUUCCCCUCGAGCAAAUUAACUUCGUCAAAGACUACUGGCUUGAAGUGUUUGGGAGCUUCCUCAAGGACUACGACGCCGGCAUAACGCCUAAUCCGGACAUCCUUUGCAAUAGGCACAUCAAAUUUAACCUAUUCUACAAGCACGCCCGGGAGAAGAUGGGAGCGGACGCAAUCGCCACCGGCCACUAUGCUCGUACGAACUUCGGACCGUUUCUAGAGAUGUUCAAAGAACAGGGCCCCAUUCGUUUGCUAGCCGGUGUGGACGAUAUCAAAGAUCAAACGUUCUUCCUCUCGCAAAUCAGUGCCGAAGCUCUGCGGUGCACAAUGUUCCCAAUCGGUGGUAUGACCAAAGCGGAAGUGAAACGGUACGCAGCCGACGUGGGACUGGAAUCGUUUGCUAGGAAGAAAGAAAGCAUGGGAAUUUGCUUCGUGGGGAAGCGAAGCUUUCAGGACUUUAUCGCGGAGUACAUCGAAACGAAACCGGGUGAUUUUGUGGAUUUCGAUACGGGAAAGGUGGUAGGGGCGCACAAAGGUCUGCACCAUUGGACUGUGGGACAGAAAGCGAAAAUAGGAGGAUGUCUACAACCGUACUAUGUGUUUCAGAAACACGUGGAGAAGAACGUUAUUUUUGUGGUAUCGGGGACGGAUCAUCCGUUGCUAGUGACGGAUAUGGUCUAUGUAGAGAGUCCCAUUUGGAUCAACAAGCCGAAGGAGUUGAGCAGUGGGGUGUUUAGGUGUCAGUUUCGGUUUCAACAUACGAAACCACUGGUGCAUUGCAGUUUGAUAGAGACUAGUCAAGACGGCAAUAGACUGUUUGUUAGGUUAGAUGAAGCAUUGCGGGCGAUAACGCCCGGACAGUAUGCGGUGUUCUAUAAGGAUGAGGAAUGCUUUGGCAGUGCUAGGAUUGCGAAACCAGGUCCCUCGGUAGUUUACGGUAGCGAUAGGUCAACGGUAGCGAUAUGUGGAUAAUGAAGUAGGAAAUUUAUAUUUACAGCUUGUUAAACCGGAUUGAUAUUCGUAAUUAUUGUGCUUGAUGACUAUUCC
Messenger RNA from Ochlerotatus camptorhynchus, 1304 nucleotides. Its product is annotated as mitochondrial tRNA-specific 2-thiouridylase 1. Gene Ontology annotation, cellular component: mitochondrion. The record is from RefSeq and is a predicted model, not a curated record. The transcript is spliced from 3 exons. Lineage: Eukaryota; Metazoa; Arthropoda; Insecta; Diptera; Culicidae. Gene Ontology annotation, biological process: tRNA wobble position uridine thiolation. Bases 72 to 1229 code for a protein of 385 amino acids. Gene Ontology annotation, molecular function: sulfurtransferase activity.